Molecule: messenger RNA, 2011 nt
Organism: Branchiostoma belcheri (Belcher's lancelet)
Lineage: Eukaryota; Metazoa; Chordata; Leptocardii; Amphioxiformes; Branchiostomatidae
Exons: 9
Source: RefSeq, a predicted model, not a curated record
UCAUGGGUGUUUUCCAUGACGUAUGGAGGUGACGUCACAGGUCACGUGUGGAGGGUGGGACCAAAUAAACUACUAUUUUGUGUGGGGAAGAGUCGACGUGUGGACAUGGUACAGAAAUAUGAGCCUGCUACAACAGCUAAGUCAGCGAUGGAGAUGACUAUUCUCUGGGGUUUGGUGGUCACUCUUGUGUGUCCACCUCUGGCCACCUGUGGGACCACACCAAGGCCAGAAACCGCCACGUCCACCAUGCGUGCAUUUGAUGGUGCGUCAUUGGCAACCUUCAGGCCAUCUACACGAUUUGCACAAAUGAGGAUUGGCAAUACGUCAGAGACUAAUACCGUCAUCAGCCUUAGAUUUAAGACAAGGAAUCCUGAUGGGUUACUAGUCUACUUUGGGGGUCCAACGUACCUUGCUCUCUCCUUGCACAGAGGAGGACUUGUACUCAGUUUAAAAACUCAGGAAAACAGGACAGCUUCUAAGAGUACAUUUGGGGAGGACUUCAAUGAUGGGAACUGGCAUCAAAUCACCAUCCAUAGAAAUAGUCACAUCGCUUACCUGGAAUACAACACGGAAAACCUUCUGGGUCAUGGUAUCGUCAGUGAACGUGAAGAUCUCCAUACGGAUCAGUUAUUCAUCGGUGGUGCACCAGAUGCUGCCUUGCCUCCGGACUUUCAGUGGAGGACUUCCUUCCGUGGCUGCAUCGAAGAUGUUCGCUUUGCAUCUUACAUGUCUUCUGACCCAAAGGAUCCAGAAAAGUUGUAUUUUCAUAGAGAUUCCUUUUCUGGGAUAGGUUACCUGAAUGAUUGUGCAGAGUCAUUGACCUGUAGCUGGUUUGACUGUCUAGACUUUAGGGCGGUCUGCAACCUUGGUGUCUGUGAGUGUGGAUCCUCUUACGUGGCCCUGUCCGAGGACCCAUUAGUCUGUGGUUACCCAACCACUUAUAGGACAUUUACAGACACUUCUAACACCAAUGGCAACAGGAACAAUUUUGGCUUCUCUUUUGAUGGCGAACUGUCGAUAGUCUGGCUUAUCAUUAUUUCCGUCAGUAUUUUCGUGGCUCUGCUCUGUUUGUGCAUCUGUGUUAGCAAGCGGAGUUCAGAACCUACACCAAAAGACAGCAUGCACCGUACCAGUUCCAAUGGAGCGUUCCCUGAGGAUGGUGGAUUCCCUGUCUGGGUCUUGGUUCCUGUCGCUUUUUUUGCUGUGCUCUGCCUGUUUUGCUAUCUUUUCAGAACAAGGGGAAUCACACAGAAUGCACAAACCACGACAGCCUUACCCAUGACUCAGACACAGUCCAGUGAAACUGCCUUUGACCUAAACCCGCCCACCUACCAAGAGGUGGUUGCUGUUACAGACGUGAACCCCACCCUGACUGAAACUUCCACAGAACCACCAUCAGCCAACCAGCAAACAGAACUGUCCAACCACGACAGAGGUGUCCAGCAACAAGGACGGCCAUCGGCGCUACCAAGCUCUACAAGCGGUCCUCCAUCUAACUAUGAGAGUAAUCAGGUCCCACCUGAAGGUCAAAGGUCACCUGGCGUGCCUCCUCCCUCCUAUGAAAGUUUCAUGCAGUAUUCUAAAACCCCUCCUGGCAGCCUAGAAGCACUAGAUGUGUAGCUGUAGGUUAUGGUACAUGGGAUAGUGCUGGAAAAUCAGUGUGACUUUCUGGAAUUAUACCCAUAUAUAUCAUACACUUUUGAUGCUAAUUAACAGGUUUUUAAUUGAAGUGAAACAUUGAGGGAAAAAUUGAAGUGAAACAUUUCUACAUUGGGAACAGCACAAUCUAAAUUGAAUUUGAAUUCAACAAUUUUUAUUCCAUAAUAUGUAUGUGAUAUUUAUCUAGCGUUGCUUGCCUUUUUACCUUUUUAUAUAUAAUAGUAACAUAAUUAUAUUGAUUGUUUUGAGCAAUAGAAUGAUGCUUGUUUCACUUCAGUCUAGAAGACCAUGACACCUCAUUCCAGUUGUUCAUGUCAGCUGCAGUUCAAAUCUCAGUUGUUAGGUGGCAUUC